AUGGCUACUAGCUGGGUUUUGUCUGAAUGUGGCCUAAGACCUCUUCCUAGAAUAUACUUACAAACCAGAGCUGGCGUUACAACAAAAAGUUGCAAUCUUUUCAAGCUUAAACAAUUGCCAGUCUCAGAAAGUUACAAUCUUGAUCCUUCUUUCAAUAUUUCAAGUUGCUCUAAACAAAGAAAUUGGGCAUUAAAUGUUGCUGCUCCAGUUAAUAAUUUCAGAACUGUGAGUGCCCAAGAGGAUGAUAAAGAAAGAGAGGGUGUUAAUGAAGAGGUGAAGGGUGAAGAAGAAUUCUUUGACCCUGGUUCUCCACCACCUUUUAAGCUAGCUGACAUAAGAGCAGCCAUACCCAAACAUUGUUGGGUUAAAGAUCCAUGGAGAUCUAUGAGUUAUGUUGUGAGAGAUGUGGCUGUGGUUUUUGGAUUGGCUGCUAUUGCUGCUUUUUUUAACAAUUGGGUUGUUUGGCCUCUUUAUUGGUUUUCUCAAGGGACCAUGUUCUGGGCUCUCUUUGUUCUUGGCCAUGAUUGUGGACAUGGGAGCUUCUCAAGUAAUCCAAAGUUAAAUAGUGUGGUGGGUCAUCUCCUUCAUUCUUCAAUCCUUGUUCCUUACCAUGGAUGGAGAAUCAGCCACAGAACUCAUCAUCAAAAUCAUGGCCAUGUUGAAAAUGAUGAAUCAUGGCAUCCAUUGUCUGAGAAAAUCUUCAAAAGUUUAGACAACCUCACUAAGAUGUUAAGGUUCACUUUGCCAUUCCCAUUGCUUGCUUACCCUUUCUAUCUGUGGGGCAGAAGCCCUGGAAAAAAAGGAUCUCAUUUUCAUCCAGACAGUGAUUUGUUUGUCCCAAAUGAGAGAAAAGAUAUUAUUACCUCAACUGCUUGUUGGAGUGCAAUGGCUGCAUUGCUUGUGGGCUUAAAUUUUAUACUGGGUCCUAUUCAAAUGCUUAAACUCUAUGGCAUCCCUUACUGGAUCUUUGUUAUGUGGUUGGACCUUGUGACCUACUUGCAUCACCAUGGUCAUGAGGAUAAGCUUCCCUGGUAUCGCGGAAAGGAAUGGAGUUAUCUGAGAGGAGGGCUUACAACCGUUGAUCGCGAUUAUGGAUGGAUCAACAACAUCCACCAUGAUAUUGGUACUCAUGUGAUUCAUCAUCUCUUCCCUCAAAUUCCACACUAUCACUUAAUUGAAGCAACUGAAGCAGCUAAACCUGUGAUAGGGAAAUACUACCGGGAGCCAAGAACAUCUGGACCUCUUCCCUUUCACUUACUAGGAAGUCUAGUGAGAAGCAUGAAAGAAGAUCACUAUGUGAGUGAUACUGGAGAUAUUGUAUACUAUCAAAAAGAUCCUAAUCCAUGGGGUGGUAAGAAAACAGAAUAA
Molecule: messenger RNA, 1368 nt
Organism: Jatropha curcas
Lineage: Eukaryota; Viridiplantae; Streptophyta; Magnoliopsida; Malpighiales; Euphorbiaceae
Gene: FAD
Product: omega-3 fatty acid desaturase, chloroplastic
Biological process (GO): lipid metabolic process
Molecular function (GO): oxidoreductase activity, acting on paired donors, with oxidation of a pair of donors resulting in the reduction of molecular oxygen to two molecules of water
Source: RefSeq, marked provisional